AAGCGAGAGUAAGUCCAAAGUUCAGCAAAGUCGCCAAUGCAAAUUCAAAACAUCAAUAAACCAAAUCUGCUAAAAUGAUGUAUCUGAGGAAAGUUUUAGAAUUAUCAUUGAAAGAUAAAUCUAGGUGUUACCAGCAUGUACGAGUGUUGAAUAUUAAAAUUACACAUGCAAGUACGUUGGCCUCCAGAAAUUCAGUGCGUAGAUUUAAAGUACUUGAUGGCAAUUUAAGAUUUUCCAAUGAAGAAAGAAACUCCUGUAAAGAAAAAGCACAACAGAAUCAAGUAGAAUACUUGAAGAAGCUGGAUUUUGUUUUGGCAGGUGGUGGAGAAUCAGCAAUCAUAAGACACACAAAGAGAAACAAGAAACUCCUCCCACGAGAUAGAAUUCAGAGACUGAUAGAUCCUGACUAUCCUAUGCUUGAGCUUUGUCCGUUUGCUGGAAUUGGUUUGGAUUAUGGUGAUAUCUGUGCCGCAGGAAAUAUCUGCGCAAUUGCAAAGAUCAGUGGACAACUUUGUAUUAUAGGAGCCAACGAUGCAACUGUUAAAGGGGGUACAAUCUAUCCUAUUGGUGUAAAAAAACAACUUCGCAUGCAAGAGAUAGCCAUGCAGAAUAACUUGCCAUGCGUUUAUUUAAUCGAUUCAGGGGGUGGCUUUCUUCCUUUACAAUCUGAAGUUUUUCCUGGCAAAGAACACGGCGGACGAGUGUUCUAUAAUGAAGCCAUCAUGAACUCGGAAGGAAUACCACAGAUUUGCCUCGUCGCUGGAUCAUGUACUGCUGGUGCGGCAUAUAUUCCUACAAUGGCAAACGAAGUUGUUAUGGUAGAUAAAAUUGGAACCAUCUUUCUAGCUGGCCCUCCGUUGGUGUACGCAGCUAUAGGUCAGCAAAUAUCAGAUCAAGAUCUUGGUGGGGCUACAGUGCAUUGUGACGUCAGCGGAUGCGCCGACUAUAAAGCUAGCGAUGAAGUUGAAGCUCUUGAAAUGUUAAAAGAUGUUAUGUCGACGUUGAAUGUCGAAACGCAUCUAAAUGAAAAGACGUUUGCGGUGGAGGAACCUUUUUAUGACCAACAUGAUCUUGAUGUACUUUCCAUCGCACGUGAUUCGAAUGAACGGUUGUAUAUUCGAUCGAUAUUAUCACGUGUUGUUGACGGUAGUAGAUUUCAUGAGUACAAACCCACGUAUGGUGUAGAACUUUUAACAGGUUUUGCUCAUGUAAAUGGUAUCUUAGUUGGCGUUGUGGCAAAUAAUGGUGUGUUUACACCACAAGCUUGUUUGAAAGGAUCCAAUUUUGUAUCAAUUUGCAACGAACGUGGAAUUCCAAUAGUAUUUUUACAAGACAUUUCCAAAGAUAAUGAUGAAGGUAAAAAUCCAGACCUUAUAAAAUAUCAGUCCGAAUUUAUGUCGGCUGUCGCCACGUCAAAAGUACCAAAAAUCACUAUCGUAUUGGGCGACAGUUUUGGCGUGGGAAAUUACAUCAUGUGUGGAAGGAGUAUGGGCCCGAGGUUUUUGUAUUUGUGGCCAACCGCCAAAAUAUCUUUAGACCAUACAGAAAAUAUGAAAGAAAAUAAUACAUUUUACGGCGAGCGGGAUCAAAUAGAUAAUAGCGUUUCAUGUUAUUACGGAUCAGGUAGAAUAUGGGAUGAUGGUGUUAUUCUUCCUGAAAAAACUCGAGAAUACUUAUCGUUGUCGUUAAACGCGUGCCUAAUGUACAAAAAUGUUGAUAAAUCUUCACAACGAAAUGUGUUACGCAUGUAACGCUAGAGUUAACGGGGUUCGUUCGGGCCGGGGUUCGUAACGUAUCUAAAUCUGGAAAAAUGGGCUGUCUGUUUUAUUUUGGUUAAAUGAUGGCUUUAACAACAGUUCUAAAAACAUAGGAGACUUUUUAUUCGAGAUUUUAAAAAAUAACUCUGCAUUAUUAUUAUCCUUUUUUACUAAACUGAUGUGUAAAUAUAAUAUUAUUUUUUUGCUAUAUUGCAAUUUUAUUAUUGCGACUUCUCGCCAUUUUCGCGAAAUUAAGUAUCCGUGAAAUGUAAUAAUAGGCAUGUGUAUUUUUUGUAAUAUAUUGUACUGCAUGGUGUCUACCAGGUCAGAUGUAUCAGGAAAAAGUUAUGACAUUCACAUACCGUUAACUAAUUCAGAAACGUCUGGAAAUUUCUGGAAAUUCAGGGAACAGUUUGUGCACGAUCAAUGUCAAAUAUGUUAUGUCAUGGAGGCGGAUCUGGUUGGUGGUCAUUCUUGACUCCAAUUUUGUUCAAAUAUUCGAAAAGAGCAUCAAGAGAAAAGGUACUGAAGAUAUAUAAAUACAUAUUUUUUUAUGUAAAAUAUAGUAUUCUGGAACAAGUCUCCGUAAAACCGCCAAUACAAGUAACUUUUUUUUAUAAAUUUCGUUUCAAAAGAGUGAAAAGAUUGUCAUAUGUUUGUUUUAACGAAUCUUGAGAAUAUUAAGAUUUAAUCAGUGGUAGUUGUUUUAAACUGA
Molecule: messenger RNA, 2472 nt
Organism: Hydractinia symbiolongicarpus
Lineage: Eukaryota; Metazoa; Cnidaria; Hydrozoa; Anthoathecata; Hydractiniidae
Product: methylcrotonoyl-CoA carboxylase beta chain, mitochondrial-like
Exons: 4
Coding region: 75-1751 (558 amino acids)
Biological process (GO): L-leucine catabolic process
Cellular component (GO): mitochondrion; methylcrotonoyl-CoA carboxylase complex
Molecular function (GO): methylcrotonoyl-CoA carboxylase activity
Source: RefSeq, a predicted model, not a curated record